AUGAGUAAAGAUGUAGAGUUUAUGGAAGGAGAGGGUAAACAGUUUAAGAAGCUGGGCAAGUGCCGUUCAAAAAGUAAAGUAGAGUAUCCACUUGAUUGUGGAGUGGAUGCAGAGAAUGAUCAGAAUGGUCAAGGGAGCUCCUCAUCACGUGAGGAAAAAGUCAGCAGCCUUAGAACGGGACUGGUCCAUGUUGCACGGAAGAUGCCAAAGAAUGCCCAUGCUCAUUUCGUACUCGGGCUAAUGCACCAAAGAAUGGGUCAAGCUGAAAAGGCAAUUAUGGCCUAUGAGAAGGCCACUGAGAUUUUAAUUCGGCCUGAAGAGGACAUUGACCGGCCAGAUUUGCUUUCACUGAUUCAGAUUCACCAUGCUCAGUGUAUUUUGCUAGGAAGCUUAGAGGACAGCAAGUCGGACCAAGAACUUGAGCCCCAAGAACUUGAGGAUAUUCUUUCUAAGUUAAAAGCAUCUAUGGACUCUGAUGUUAGGCAGGUGUCGGUCUGGAACACAUUGGGUGUUAUACUAAUUAAAACUGGGCGUUUGCAGAGUGCAAUAUCAGUUUUCUUGGCAUUGUUAGCCAUUGAACCCAACAACUUGGAUUGCCUAGGAAACCUUGGGAUUGCUUAUUUUCAAAGUGGGAAUUUGGAACUUUCAGAGAAGUGCUGUCAAGAUCUGGUGUUGAAGGAUCAAAACCAUCCCUCUUCCUUAAUCAAUUAUGCUGCCCUUCUUUUGUGUAAAUAUGGUUUGGUAGUUUCGGGUAACCUUCUCAUGGUGCCAGGUGCUGGAGCAAAUGGUGAUGAUGGAGGGACAUCUGCUGAUCAAGUUGCUGCGGCCAGUACUGCUAAAGAAUGUUUAUUAGCUGCUGUGAAAUCAGAUCCCAGAUCAGCACAUCUAUGGUCCAAUCUAGCUAAUGCUUAUUCGUUGAUGGGUGACCAUCGAAAUGCAAGCAAAUGCUUGGAAAAGGCCGGAAAGCUGGAGCCUAAUUGUUUGGCUACGAGGUAUGCUGCUGGAAUUCACCGGACCAGGGAUGCAGAAAGGUCUCAAAACCCAAGUGAGCAGCUCUCUUGGGCUGGAAAUGAGAUGGCUUCCAUACUUCGAGAGGGAGAUUCAUCCAUGAUUGAUCCCCCUAUAGCUUGGGCAGGCCUUGCUUUGGUUCACAAGGUUCAACAUGAGAUAGCUGCAGGCUUUGAGAUUGAGAACGAUGAUUUGGUGGAAGUCCAAGAACGUGCCAUACAGAGUCUCAAACAGGCAAUAGAGGAAGACCCGGAUGACGCUGUGCAGUGGCAUCAAUAUGGCCAUCAUGAUCUUUGUACUCAACAGUUUAAAACAUCACAAACUUAUCUAAAGGCUGCUGUUGCUCGCCUUAAGGAUUGCAGUUUUGCUUGGUCCAAUCUUGGUAUUUCAUUGCAGCUAUCUGGGGAUACUUCACAAGCGGAAGAGGCUUACAAACGCGCUUUAGCACUGACUACAUCUCAACAGGCACACGCAGUAUUUUCCAACCUGGGAAAUCUCUUCCGGCAAAUAAGGAAAUAUGAUCAGUCAAAGGCUAUGUUUUCCAAGGCCCUUGAACUUCAUCCAGGUUAUGCUCCAGCAUAUAACAAUCUAGGCCUCGUGUUUGUGGCCGAGGGUAGGUGGGAAGAAGCCAAGUUCUGCUUUGGCAAGGCCAUUGAAGCAGAUCCGCUGUUGGAUGCGGCAAAGUCUAACAUGUUAAAAGCGGCCAGUAUGUGUAGAAUGUAUUCAUCUCUAACACCUAGUUCGGGCUGA
Molecule: messenger RNA, 1758 nt
Organism: Oldenlandia corymbosa var. corymbosa
Lineage: Eukaryota; Viridiplantae; Streptophyta; Magnoliopsida; Gentianales; Rubiaceae
Source: the annotation of a GenBank genome assembly